Messenger RNA from Zootermopsis nevadensis, 5473 nucleotides. RefSeq names its product Connector of kinase to AP-1 (gene Cka). Gene Ontology annotation, molecular function: protein binding. The record is from RefSeq and is a predicted model, not a curated record. Lineage: Eukaryota; Metazoa; Arthropoda; Insecta; Blattodea; Termopsidae.
UAAGUUGUUAGUUAAAGCUCACGAAGUUGCUGUAAUGGCGGCCAUGUCAUGAAGAUACCCAGUCAGUACUGUGGGCCCACAAUGGAAGAUAGUUCUCCAUCACAAAAUCACAACGGACAACUGGGACCUUCAAGUGGUGGAAUUAAUGUAGGAAAUAAGCAAAGUGAUGAAGGAAACCAAAGAACUCAAUACUCCAUACCUGGUAUAUUGCAUUUCAUUCAACAUGAGUGGGCAAGGUUCGAGAUGGAGAGGUCACAGUGGGAAGUUGAUAGAGCCGAGCUACAGGCCAGGAUAGCUUUCCUUCAAGGUGAAAGAAAAGGACAAGAAAAUUUAAAAAAUGAUUUAGUUCGGCGAAUAAAAAUGUUGGAGUAUGCACUAAAGCAAGAAAGAGCAAAAUAUCACAAGCUAAAAUAUGGGACUGAGUUACAGCAGGGUGACAUGAAACCACCAAUUUUUGAUGAGCCAGGAGGGCCAGAAGCUCCAGUAGAUGGAGAAGCGCCGUUUACUUCUGUUAGUAAUGUAAGCUGGCGGCAAGGACGGCAGCUUCUCAGGCAGUAUCUUCAAGAAAUUGGUUAUACUGACACAAUAAUAGACGUACGUUCAAAUCGUGUUCGCUCAUUACUUGGUCUUAACAAUAAUGCGGAAAGUGAGGAGAAUCUAAAUAAUGCUCCAGUUGUAGCGGCGCUCAAUGGAAAUGAAUCCUCCAAUAAGCGGGCUAGUGAAAAUCAGGGUCGCAGGACACCCGCCAAAAAGGCCCAGCCAUCAUCUUUAGCUGAAGCAAUGAUUUUAGACACAGAAGCUGCAGUUAUAGCAAACUUUGAUUUCUUGUCCCAAACUGAUGUGGACAUGGAUGAUGAUGAUGAUAUGAGUGAUGAUCUGGAGCCACCUGAUGACGAUGACCAGGAUGAUGUUAAGACAGCCAAGCGCAAGGGAAAGGGUCUGAUGUUGAAUGAAGGCUUAGCAGAUGAUGUCGAUGCUGAAGCUGAAGAAGUCCUUAAUGAGUUGAACCUUCUGACUGAGACGGAAGAUUCUGGUACUGAUAUACAUUCACAAGGAGAUCCGGCCGAUUGGGGUAGUACGGGUAUGGGGUUCCAGACUGGUGCGGGCCAUCGUCGACAGAUGGGACCAGGUGACCUAGGAGAUGAGGAAGUUCUAGAUUCAUCUCUUGGCUUAGGUGAACUUGCACAGCUCACAGUCAACAAUGAAGCAGAGGCUGCGUAUGAUAUUGCAACCACAAAAGAGUCGUAUAGAAAGACGUGGAAUGCGAAGUACACACUUCGCAGUCAUUUUGAUGGAGUGCGAGCCCUCGCGUUUCAUCCUGUGGAGUCUGUUCUCAUUACAGCAAGCGAAGAUCACACACUAAAACUGUGGAAUCUUCAGAAGACAGUACCUGCCAAAAAGUCAGCUUCAUUAGACGUGGAGCCACUGUACACAUUCCGGUGUCACACCGGACCUGUGUUGUGUUUGGCAAUGAGUGCUACAGGAGAACAGUGCUACAGUGGCGGUUUGGACGGUGCCAUCCACUGCUGGAACCUACCUUGCGCCAAUAUAGAUCCGUACGAUUCAUUUGAUCCCGGAGUGCUAACAGGAAGCAUGGAGGGGCAUACAGAUGCUGUUUGGGGACUCAGUAUACACAGCCAGCGUCUGCAACUACUUUCGUGCUCGGCUGACUGCACGGUUAAACUCUGGUCACCAACUAGCAAAGUUCCACUUGUCUCCACAUACGUUUCUGAACAAGAUGGAGCCCCAACUUCAGUGGACUUCAUCCGAGAUGAACCAAAUCGUAUGGUGGCAGCAUAUAAUUCUGCCCAUUGUAUUGUCUACGACUUGGAAUCUGGGAAACCUGUUGUACGGCUUGAAACAGCUCUGGAGAUGGACAACAAUGUAAUGGGUCGGCAGAUCAACUGCGUGGUGGCACACCCGACCUUGCCACUCACCAUUACAGCGCACGAAGACAGGCACAUCCGAUUCUUUGACAAUACAACAGGAAAAUUGGUUCAUUCAAUGGUGGCACAUCUUGAUUCAGUUACCAGUCUGGCUGUUGACCCCAAUGGGCUGUAUCUACUUUCAGGGAGUCAUGAUUGUAGCAUUCGCUUGUGGAAUCUGGACAACAAAACAUGCGUCCAAGAGAUCACUGCCCAUCGUAAAAAAUUUGAUGAGAGUAUCUUCGACGUGGCGUUCCACCCUUCGCGGCCAUACAUCGCGAGCGCCGGUGCCGACGGCCUCGCCAAGGUGUUCGUGUGAGAUCGCCGGGGCAGAGGAAGCGAAGCGUGAAUAUACAGAGAACAGCGGCGGUGAGACUGGGGGAAGUGUUGCCACCAUUAUAGACAGUUUACGUUGACAGUGGUGAAUCUCAUAAUGUUGAACAGCCAUGGCUGCUUGUAAUGGAAGUUGUUAAUUGCACUUGGUGAGGGUCAUUUAAGUCAAAUAGGGGAUGCCAGUCAGAUGUGUUCUUUCAUUACAUUCUUCCCUCAAGCAGAAAGGUCUCUGUGACAUUGCUUCGCCUGUAACGCUAUUCCCUAUUCAUCUUGCAAGGCUGAGUCAGACUGUACCAUGUACGUCGGCAGUUUAGGAGAGGGGCAUCAGUCAAGUAGUGAUGAUGUACUGACAAAACAUCACAGCUUUCUCAGUUUUGUCAGUCGGUUCUCUGGAGUACAAUCAUCGAAUGGUUCAGAUUUCAGUAUCUUGUAGUCUGGGUUGUACAGUGGAUGGAAUGUACGAUCUGUAGACUUAAGAGAAACUGAAAGAGACUUCUCCUGCAUAUGUAAAAGUUGCAUGCACUUAAUUUAAUAUUAGUAAAUAGUAAGAUAAAAAAUUGUAUCUUUUGCAUGCUGCGUUGAUGUGACCGGGGGGGGGGGAUGGACGCUGCAUAUUGUUGUUGACAUCGAUGACUGACGGUAGCUUUAAAAGAUUUGUAUGAAUGAAAAUUGCAUGCAGCUUGUAUGGGAGUGUGCUUGCAGGUAUGUUAUUGAGGUGCAGUAACAUUGCACCAUUAAAUUUUAACAUGAGGUAAUGAGAAUAUACAUAUAAUAUUAUACUGUAUCCAGAUCAGUCACGUGGGUUGUGCCGUCUGACGUGGUUUUAAUAGUCAUUUACACAGCAAAGCCUAAGAGGUCUUAUGUAUGAUGUUUUAUUUACUAUGUAGAGUUGUCCUACCAUAUCUUGAUGAAGUCUCGGCUGUGAAGAGCGACAUUUACAUAAAUUACGAAUGUAGCUUUGAUUUUCAGAAUACUUAUUGCUGUCGAUGAAUUUUUAAGGUAAUAGUGCUGUUAUACAGGAACUGGUCUGAGAUGUUUCUUGCAUCACACCUCCGGUAUUGAAAAAUUUAACGAGGGAAAGUGCCAAUUAGUAUGCUGGUUAGUAUUACGCAAUAAUUUUGUUAAGAUGGGUGUGGCAUGCCCAAUUUUUUUUUUUUUUUUAACUUGCUGUAUUUUCUCCAUACAUUCAGGAAAAUGCACAGAAAGAGAUGCCGGUCUUCUUGCUUGAAAUGCGUAACUUCACAGCAUAAUCAUCAUGACAUCAUUUUAUGUUUUACUGUGUAAUUGGCCAUUUUGGAGAGUUUUACUCUUGAGUCGGAUGGUUUCCAUCCUCUGCAAUACCAAAUCCCAAGAUAUCUGUAGGUUCAGGUAUGGUAUAGAGGUCUGAAAUGUCAUUGUACAUGUUAACUUAUAUGUAACUUUUUUUGUAUUGCAGUGGGCUGACUAGCGCGUCAUGGGCAGAGUCGGCUCAGUAUUAUUAGAGACAGAGAGUAAAGUAAACCAAAUGCGUGUCUAACUGUAAAAUAUUGUAUUUAAAGUAGAACUACUAUGUAGCUCCAGAAACAUAUAAUUACAAAUUCAUUUUUAUGAACUUUGGUAAUGGUUCAGAGCAGUCACUGUUCAGAACUGGAUGAUCGUACAUACGAUUUAUGUUUAUGCGUAAUUGUAGCUAGAGGUUUUUUUUUUUUUUUGUAAAUGUUUAAUAUUUCGCCUUAUUAAAGUAAGCAACUUCUUGAUUUCCAAAUAAUGUUAUGUUAUUAAAGUCCAUCGAUAAAAUGAAAUGUUCAUUCAAUUCUCAUCUUGUUGAUUUUACAUUACACAGUUUUUUGUUUGUGUGUGCAAGUGAAGGAACGGUGGGAUUUAAUUCUUCUGUUAGGGAGUAGGUGUAGUGUCUGUCUUGUCAUUGGUUGGUACAAGGCACUUGUCAUGCAAUAGGCCCACUUAGGUAGCCUUUAGUUGAAAAAUAUGAGAUUAUGAGUAAAUGUGAGUGUUGUCCAAGUGUAUAAAAAAUAUAUUAUUUUUUCUGCAUGACUGACCAAAGCCAUCAAUAAACCUUCAGUUAAUUAUUCCUCUACAAAAUUUAAAAAAAAAAAAUCUUGUCUUAUAAGAAUAUAGAAUAGUUGAAGGAACAGUGAUGGAAGGAUAUUUGAUGUCUGUACGAGGUUCUUUUCCAUAGCUUGCUCUCUCAGGACUUCCAGUGGGGUCUUAAUGUAUGAAACUAUUUGAGGACCAUUUUCCUACCCUCCUGAAGCCUAUUGUGGUGAUGGAAUCUUGUUUAAUUAUGUACGUACAGUCCACGCAACCGCAACACUUUUAAUAAGCUCGAAAAGGCCGCUUGUAAAUGCCCUUAAUUUUAAUGAAAUGUCACAUGUGAAUUGGUAAUAAAUGCAAAUACAAAUGUGUAUUAAUUAUAAAAGUAAUUUGCACAAGUUCCUCCCAUAUUCAUUUUUGCAACACUGUUUAGGAUUGUGCCUGUACAUUCUGGCAUCUAACUAUAAAUAAAUAACACUGGCCUUUUUUUCAGUUCUUGUUAAUAAAGUUGAUAAUCAAGUAGCAAAUCUGGUGAAUUUUUUGCACAGGGAAGUCAGUGUAGAUUAUAAUCUGUGACUGUCAGUAAGGAAGGAAUGGCAUAUGUGCUAAUUUUGUCGUCAGCAAAUGAGAUUUUGGCUAGCAGUGAUUAUUGCUUUUGUCUAUAUUGACAUCCGGAGCCACCUGAUAAUUGAAUGGUAUGUCAUCAUUUUUUUUAGUAACAUUUAUUCAUACUCUUUAUUUCCACUCUUGAGUAUCUAAAGUGUGAAUAUUCAAAGAAAAAUACUUAACAUAUUCUCUUUUUUCUACAGGUACCACUAAUUGCUGAUUAUUUUUGUCUGUUACAUAAUGAGAUUUAAUAAGCUGUCUCAGAAUGAAAUAAGUAGUAUUUUGUGUCUGUUUGAAAACAAUAGAGAAGCCAAGAAUUUAACUCUCUAAAAAGUACAACGUUGCCAGGACAUUGCUGGAGCAGUGAGAAUGCUUGGAAGCAUUUCCUCUUGGUAAGUAUAAUUUUUCAUGUAAAUUUGCAUCAGGCAGGAGAGUGAAGAAAAAUUAUAUUACAUCUGCAAAUACUUAGAUUUAGUACGACUGUAAACACAAAGCUGUACGGAAUGUGGUGAAAUACUGUUGCCAGUUUCAGGCACAUGAGACAAAAUGAGAAUGAAUAAACUAAUUUAUAUUGAUAA